AUGGACAGUGAUAGCGACCUGGAAGUACUUACACCUCCAGAAAUGAGGGAGGAUUUAUACGAAGAUGUAGAUUAUGGAAUACUAUCCCCACAGACCAAAAUCAAAGUUAAAGUAAAUCCAUCAGGCAUUGUGAUAUUGAGGGCAGAUGUCCAAUCAGACUACAACAGAAGGAUACCAUUCUUCACAACGCAGCGGACUGUCUACAACCCUUUAAAUCAGGUCUUCAGGGUGCGGGAUAAUAGGUUCAAAUAGGUUAGGUAAAUUAUUACCUCAGUGAAUCAAGUUUCAGUUGUAAUAGACUGCAAUUUAAUUACAAAACUUACAAAAAAGAACGAUCGAUUCCUUAAUCUAAGCUGUAAUGGUAUUUAUUUUUGCCAAUUGUGAUUGUUACUGAUAGUCCUCUCACGUUUUUUGUUAAUCUUGUACAAGAAACUGUCCCUUCCAACCUGUCUCCUGAAAAAUCAUGUUUCAAUCAAUAUGUGAUAUUCGUUAGAUAGUUGAAGAUUCAAUCAACUUCAUGAAUUUGUUAUUUUUUUGUAAUACUGGAGGUAUUGGCAAUCAACUUUAUCUGAUCUUCAAAAAUAUGAUUUGUGUUAAUAUACCUAAUUGUAGUUUAAAUAGAAAUUUCAAAGUAACAACAAGUCGAGAAUGUUACACACGAAUCUGUGUUAGUGGUGAGUGUCACCCCAUGAGUGCUAAGUAGUAUUUCAACUCGAUUUUUUUUUUAUAUAAUUCCUCUUGGAUUCCAAUCUUUUCCCUUUAGAUUAUUGAGUAUAGGUAGAUGCCAGAGUAAACAACACAGUGCACUGUGCAUUCACUUUCUGAUAACAUGAAGAAAUUAUGUCCUUUCAUCAUUUGAUAAUCUAUGAGGAAACAUUAUUCAAGAAGGCAUAUGGGAAUAGUUUUCAUUCAUCAUUUGAUGAUUUGGAACGAACAUUGGAAAUAACUACUCACUUAUAUUACUAACCUGGAUAUGAUUAAUUAUUGAAGAAAAAGGAAUGUAAAGUAUUAACGUUAAAUUGAAAUUGAGUACCGUCACAACGUCUGGUAAUAUUUCAUAUUUGCUGUACACUCGUCUUUAGAGAACAUCGAAAGUGGACGGUGUUAGCUCUCUUAAUCAGUACUGCAAUUAGAGCGCGACAUGUUCUCUGAAGAUGAGUGUACUUUGAUAUAAGAAGUAAGGUAAAUAUGAUUGUUUGCCAAUGACUAAGAAGUAAGGUAAAUAUGAUUGCUUGACAAUGACUAAGCAGCAAAUCAAGGAGACAAUCGACAUAGGUAAGCAACUAGGAAAUCUGUUCAAUCGUUCAUUGUACGCAAAGGCGUAUUUAGAUGGUCAGUUGAAUGAAAUUGACAACUUACAGUAGUAGUCAUAAAAAAUUGAAAUAUCAUACCAGUUCUGCUCGAUUUUCAUUUUAUGAAAUAUGUAUGUAAAGUCUGUCCUGCUUCAAGAGUAACCAAGGUUGUAUUCAGGAGUUUAGAAUUACCUAUCAGGCAGUUCAUGAAUCAUUGGUGAAUCAUCAUGUCAUGUUUUAUUGUUAUUGAAAAAUAAACAGAUAUCAAUGAACGAUCUUAUACAUGUUUGGAUAUUAAAGCAUAUAGUAUAUUUUACGGGCACAUAUUUUAUGUAGCAAUUGUUAGCAAUAAUGUAUAUUUCGAGCAUAAAAGAGAGGAAGAAUUCAAAUGAAGUAUUUCGACAAUGAGAAACUUCCAAAUUGAAUUCUGGCAUGUUAGCACAUCAGAAAUAGUGGAUAAAUUGACAUACAAAGCGCUCAAAAAAUAAUGAGUCGAGAUAUCAAUUUUGGGCAUUCAUUUCUUUCAAUAUUUGAAAAUACAUUUCUAUCCAGAAGACUCUAGGUUUCAAUGGUUCGUGAUACAGACUCUGAACUUCAGAUUAUCAGAUCUUCAUAAAAUUGUGUGUUGGACAUUUGAAACAUGUGGAAAUAUAGAGUUCAGCGUUGGUCUUUGAUCAAAAUUAGUGUAAAAUUUUACAUGACGAACUUUAGAAAUGUUGAUGACUACUACCAUUGGAGAAGUAGUUUUAAAACUCCUGGUAGAAUAGGAACUAAGUUUUCAUGGAAAAGAUGUCUGAUAUAGAUUCUUCAUUUUUGGAGAUACCUAUAUAUGUUUCAUCAUGAUCGAGAGCUACAGAAAAUACCUGGUUAAUUACUCUUGAAACGAGACAAACUCUAUAUUGUUGACAGCUUUAAAUAAAAGUCAGUGGUUUGUCAAUUUUUUCGUGAUAAAUUGGAAAAUAUUAGAUAUUCCAUGUGGUAUUAUUUAAAAUUAUAAAUUACGGAAUCCAAAAGCACUAAUGGAUAUGUUAUCAUAGGUUUCCACACUGUAUUUCUAGUUAUUUGUGCAAAUAGUACACAGGAGUUGAAUUUGAAAUUCGUUUUUUUUUCUGUUUUUGCAAACAUUCAUAUCACUGACGAGACUUUAUGAAAAAUAUAUCUCAGUAUCAUUGAUUGUAAUUCAUGUUAAUUCAUAUAAAAAAUGGCAUAUUCACCAAUCAAAUUUAAUUUUCAAUAAACUCAUUUGAACCAU
Molecule: messenger RNA, 2544 nt
Organism: Phaedon cochleariae (mustard beetle)
Lineage: Eukaryota; Metazoa; Arthropoda; Insecta; Coleoptera; Chrysomelidae
Source: the annotation of a GenBank genome assembly